This is a messenger RNA of Nothoprocta perdicaria, 2981 nucleotides long. It is a transcript of the gene USP45, whose product is annotated as ubiquitin specific peptidase 45. Gene Ontology annotation, biological process: protein deubiquitination. The record is from RefSeq and is a predicted model, not a curated record. The coding region runs from base 59 to 2536 and encodes 825 amino acids. Lineage: Eukaryota; Metazoa; Chordata; Aves; Tinamiformes; Tinamidae. Gene Ontology annotation, molecular function: cysteine-type deubiquitinase activity; zinc ion binding. The transcript has 18 exons.
UGUGCGCGGAUGCUGUGAGAGGAAUGACCUCUUUUUUUUGUCCUAAAGAAAAUAACAGAUGCGGGUGAAAGAUCCAUCAAGAGCCAACUCUGAGAAAACAAAGAGAAGCAAAAGGCCUAAUAGGCCACAGGAUGAAGACUCUUCAGAUGAUAUUGCAGGCUUAACCUGCCAGCACGUGAGCCAGGCGGUGGACGUGCACCAUGUGAAGCGAGCCGUGGCCCAGAACGUGUGGUCCAUAUGCUCCGAGUGCCUGAAGGAGCGGCGCAUGAGGGACGGGGAGCCCGUGGCACCCUCCGACGUGUGGCUCUGCCUCAAGUGCGGCUCCCAGGGGUGUAGUAAGAACUCCGAAGGCCAACAUUCCCUAAAGCAUUUCCAGACAGCGCACACAGAACCUCACUGCAUUGUGAUCAGUCUCAGCACGUGGAUCAUAUGGUGUUAUGAAUGUGAUGAAGAGCUGUCAACACAUUGCAACAAAAAGGUUUUGGCUCAGAUAGUUGACUUUCUUCAAAAACAUGGUUCCAAGGCUGAACCAAGUUCAUCAAAAAUUAUCCGACUCCGUGAAGAAAAUACCGAAACAAGUGAAAUACUGAGAGGAAAAGGGCCUGGCAACGGUGCAUCAGUUCCAAUUAAAGGAAUAAAUAAUUUAGGAAAUACGUGCUUCUUUAAUGCUGUCAUGCAGAACUUGGCACAGACUCACAUACUAAAUGAACUGAUGUAUGAGAUGAAGGAGAAGGGAACAAAGCUGAAAAUCUGUCAUACUUCAGACUCCCAACUGGACCCUUUGAUGGUGAACCUCUCCAGCCCAGGACCCUUGACUUCAGCCAUGUUCUUGUUCCUUCACAGCAUGAAGGAGGCAGGAAAAGGUCCUCUUUCUCCCAAAGUGCUGUUCAGCCAGCUUUGUCAAAAGGCUCCCCGAUUUAAGGGGUUCCAGCAACAGGACAGCCAGGAGCUUCUGCACUAUUUGCUAGAUGCAAUGAGGAUCGAAGAAACAAAGCGUAUACAAACUGGUAUCCUAAAGGCAUUUAAUAAUCCAACUACUAAAACAGCAGAUGAGGAAACUAGAAGAAAAGUCAAAGCAUAUGGAAGAGAGGGUGUGAAGAUGAACUUCAUAGAUAGGAUCUUUGUUGGUGAAUUGACUAGCACUGUCAUGUGUGAGGAAUGUGAAAAUAUUUCAACAGUAAAAGAACCUUUCAUUGAUCUUUCACUUCCUAUAAUAGAGGAAAGGGUGGCAAAACCGGUGCCUUUGGGAAGGACAAGUAAAGGCAAAAGUGUACAAGAAGCAGAUCUUGGUCAGUAUAACUGCUCUUCUAUCACUGCACUGAAUAAUCAACCAAAAAUUGUCAGGAAACACCCUUUAACAAAACAUAAGAAUCAGCUGAACCAGGAGAGGCGCCUCGCCAGAAGGGCUUCUUGCAGCGAAGAGGACAGAAGCCCUGUAAUCAUGCCGGAGCAAAGCAGGAAGCGGGAGGCGGGAGGCCCCUCUGGCAUCGCGUACCCCAGGGAGCCGCCCGCGGAGCCUGCCGUCAACGGGAGCCAGACGGAGGGCAGCGAGAAGGAGGGCGGCCGCUCCGAGAGCAGCUUCGAUGCCGACAGCGAGGCCUCCGAGAGCGAGAGCGGCCCCCGGGCGGCAGCGGCGGCGGCGGCAGUGGGAGCUCCCAGCCCGCCCGGCCCCGGCCCCGCUCCCAGCACGCGUGUCCAGCCCGGCGCCAGGGCUGUGAGAAGGGCCGCGGGCAGAGGUGGUGCUGGUAGCAGCACCGAGGCCCUUUCCUGUGCCAUGGGCAGGCUCGGCCUGGGCGCUGCCGCCGAGAGGCCCGGCCGUGGCGAGCCGGCCUUCCCCUUGCCGAGGAGCCCCGCGAUGCCAGGGGCAAAGCCGGCACUCUGCGCCAGCCCCCAGAGCGCCUUCCAGACGCUCUCGCAGAGCUACGUCACCAGCUCCAAGGAGUGUUCCGUGCAGUCCUGCCUCUACCAGUUCACCUCCGUGGAGCUGCUCAUGGGCAACAACAAGCUGCUGUGUGAGAGCUGCACCGACCGCAAGCAGAGGGCUCAGAGGAGGCCCAGCGCCGCAGAAAAGAAAACAGAAGGCGUUUACACAAACGCUCGGAAACAGCUGCUGAUUUCUUCAGUUCCUGCUAUUCUUAUUCUGCACCUGAAGAGGUUCCACCAGGCCGGGCUGAGCCUGCGGAAGGUGAACAGGCAUGUGGAUUUCCCGCUCGUUUUAGACUUGGCGCCGUUUUGUUCUGCUUCCUGCAAGAAUGUCGCAGACGGUGCCCGAGUGCUCUACAGUCUUUAUGGAAUCGUGGAGCACAGCGGGUCAAUGAGAGGGGGUCACUACGCCGCGUAUGUCAAAGUCAGGACACCCUCCAAGAAAAUCCUGGAGCACAUUUCGGCCACUAGAAACGCCCUAGGUGUGAAGGAGGCCGUGGGAGCGGCGGCGGGACAGUGGGUGUACGUGAGCGACGCGCACGUCCAGGUGGUGCCGGAAGCGCGGGUGCUGAGUGCACAAGCCUACCUGCUCUUCUACGAGAGAAUAGUCUAGCUCUCCUCUGGUAAAAUUAAAACAAAACAAAACAAAAAAAAAGCUAGUGGUUAUUUAGUCUGUCUUAUUUAAAUGCUGCAGUGGUAACAGUACUUGUAAAUAUUGUGCCUUUAUCCUGUAGAGAAUUUGUCAUCUGUUGACUCGGGAGCUCAGUCGAGCUGUUUGAAUGGUUCUGUUAAAAUAUGCACUUUGCCAAACGUUCAAAACUCCCGGGCUCAUUAAAAUACAGUAUAGGUAGGGUGCGAGCUGCUGCCCUCCCCUAGAGAAAUCAGUGGAAAGCUUGGUCUCGAUUUUCAUGAAGAGAAGCUUUUGCCCGUAGUUCUAGAACAGCAAGGAGUACAAGUCCUGAUAGCGUUAAGUGCCUGGAUUUCCUGGUGUACAGUGAUGAUAUAAAGCUGUAAAGGAUCUCAUCCUCGCUGGGAUUUAGUCCAGACCCGUCCCAGCA